AUGAAUAGACAACACAAAACGGCGGUUUCUAUAUUUUUGGUUGAUCUUGCACACGACAACUCAAAGUGCUCAAUGUCACUGAUACGCCAGGAAAUAGAAGAAAUCAAAAACUUUAACGCUACACUCGAAGCAACAUUAUCUAGUUUAACCACUAUAUCUGAUAAUUUAUCAGUAUUUGCUAAUAAUCUCGAUUCCUCAAAGAAACUGUCUAACAUUUACACCGACAUUUAUGACCAUGAUCGCAGGUUACAACAAAACAUUAAUAACAUAGGUAUAUGUUUUGAUGAAAGAAAACUAGACGAAGACAUCAAAGACUUGGAGCAACAAAUUGAGUCUUUGAAAUCACAAUUAAGCAAAUAG
Molecule: messenger RNA, 360 nt
Organism: Pichia kudriavzevii
Lineage: Eukaryota; Fungi; Ascomycota; Pichiomycetes; Pichiales; Pichiaceae
Exons: 1
Coding region: 1-360 (119 amino acids)
Biological process (GO): mitotic cell cycle
Cellular component (GO): DASH complex; mitotic spindle
Source: RefSeq, a predicted model, not a curated record